AUGGAACGGAUGACUUUGAAUGCGGAAGAUAUUGAUUCCGAAUGGCUUCAGAGGAUCAUUUUGCAGGCUUUUGAUCAUGAGAUUGAUUCUCAGCAAAGCCAAAACACUGCUGAGGUGGUUCUCCAGAUUCUUGCUGAGGACGACGAUGUUAAAGCCAAAAAGGAACUUAUGUUACAGCUGAAGUUUGUCCAGCUUGAUCUGGUCGAGUAUAUGUUGCGUAACAGGGUGAAGAUAGUAUGGUGUACUCGUUUAGCAAGGGCUAAAAAUCCAGAAGAUAGGAACAAAAUUGAAGAGGAGAUGUUGAACUUGGGCUCAGAUCACGCUGCAAUCUUGCAGCAGUUGCAUGCCACCCGGGCAGAUUCAAAAGAAAGACAGAGUAAUCAUGUACAUGACACUGUCGACGAAUGUGAGCUGCCAGUUGGUACUUUUAGGAAGAAUAAGAAGGGGGAUCCACAAAUACACGGGCCUCCUUCGAAGGCAGGACCGUUAGGACCCACUGAAGAGCUUGUGAAGAUCUCUUCCAUGCCCCAGUGGGCGCAGAAAGCUUUCCAAGGGAUAAGCCAUUUAAAUAGGAUUCAGAGUAGAGUUUAUCAAACUGCCUUUUUUAAUGCAUAUAGUAUCCUGCUGUGUGCUCCUACCAGUGUAGGGAAAGCUGAUAUAGCGAUGCUUACAAUCUUACAACAGAAUCUGCUUGCUGAAAUUGUUGGUAGCUUGUCUAAUCGGCUUCAGCAUUAUAAUUUGAAGGUGAAAGAACUUAGUGGCGACCUGUUUAUGACUCAUCAACAGAUUGAGGAAACUCAGAUCAUUGUUACUACGCCCGAAAGGUGGGACAGUAUCACCAGAAAGCCUGGGGACAGUACAUACACUGAGCUAUUAAAGUUACUGAUUAUAGAUGAGAUUCAUUUGCUGCUUGAUAAUAAAGGUCCUGUACUGGAAAGCAUUGUUGCCAGAACUCUUAGGUUUAUUGAGAGCACAAAGAAGCAUAUAAGAAUGGUGUGCUUCUCGGCGUUGAUUCCAAAUUAUGAAGAUAUAGCUUUGUUUUUACAGGUUGAUGUGGAGAAAGGCCUGUUUUACUUUGACAACAGUUAUCAGCCUGUACCUCUAGACCAGCAGUAUAUAGGAAUCCCAGAGAAACAUCCUCCUUCCACAGAGCUGCUUGACUUGCAACCUUUGCCCCUGACGUCACUGAAUAAUCAAUCCUAUGAAGCUUUGUACAAAGAACUUACGCAUUUUAAUCCAGUCCAAACUCAGGUUUUCACAGUGUUAUACAACUCUGACGAGGAUGUCCUUGUUGCUGCACCAACUGGUAGUGGAAAGACGCUUUGUGCAGAAUUAGCCAUAUUGAGGAACCACCAGAAAAGUUCUAACAGCCGUACAUUUAUGCGUGCAGUAUAUAUAGCUCCUAUAGAGACUCUUUCCAAAGCACGCUGUUGGAAACAGCUGAGAUAUGUCCAACAGGUUAGCCUUUUCAUUGUCGACAAACUUCACCUGAUUGGUACUGGUUAUAGUGGGGCCAUAUUGGAAGCCAUAAUUUCUAGGAUGCUAAUCAUCAGAAGAAACCUGGCGAACAAGUUCCGCAUUGUGGCUUUAUCAAAUUCUCUUGCUAAUGCGAAGGAUUUGGGGAAAUGGAUUGGAGCUACCUCUCAUGGCAUUUUCAACUUUCCUCUAGAUCCGAGGCCUGUACCAUUGGAGAUAGAUAUUCAGGCUGUGGACAUGGAGAAUUUUGAACCUAGCUUACAAGCUAUGUCCAAGCCUACCUAUGCAACUAUCGUUCAGCAUGCCAAGAAUGGGAAACCUGCCAUUGUUUUUGUUCCUAUGAGCAAGCAUGCCUGCUUGACUGCUGAGGCUUUAAUGAGAUAUGGAACUGCCGGUGCAGAUAGGGGAAUAUUUUUGUUGCUCUCUACGGGAAUUGUGGAUCAUCUUCUUGAUAGGAUUCAGGAACCAAUGCUAAAACAAACUCUCCGAUAUGGUGUGGGCUAUUUGCAUGAGGGUUUAACUAGUAUUGAUCAAGAUAUUGUAAAGACAUUGUUUCAAAAGGGAUGUAUUCACGUGUGUGUUAUGUGUAGUUCAAUGUGUUGGAGUGUCCCUCUAUAUGCACAUCUGGUGGUGAUUAUGGGAACGCGCCAUUAUGAUGGCAGAGAAAUUGAUUAUGCAGUUUCUGAUUUGUUGCAGAUGAUGGGUCAUGCCAGUCGACCUGUUGUUGAUAAUAUGGGGAAAUGUGUUAUCUUCUGCCAUGCACCAAAGAAAGAAUACUACCAGAAGUUCUUAUCUGAAGCUCAUCCAGUUGAAAGCCGCUUGGGGUAUCAUCUGCACGAUAUUCUGAACUCUGAGGUGGCUGCUGGAGUUGUUAAGGACAAGCAAGCUGGUAUUGAAUACUUGUCCUGGAUGUUCAUGUUUAAGAGGCUGACCCAGAACCCGAGUUACUAUAAGCUAGAGGGCAUUAGUCAGAGACAUUUGGAAGAUCAUUCAGCUGAGCUUAUUGAGAAUACCAUCAGUGAUCUUGAAGCAGGUGAAUGUGUUCGAGUUGUUGAAGAUUGCUUUGUCUCUCUGUUGAAUCUUGGCAAGUUUGCCUCGAUUCAUGGCAUCAGCUGCACAACCAUUCAGCGUUUUAGCUUGUCUUUGACCUCGAAAACCACACUGAAAGGUUUAAUGGAGAUCGAAUCUUCAGCAUCAGAGUACAAUCAACUUCCAAUACGACUGGGGGAAAAAGAGUUGAUUAGGCAGUUGAUCAGUCAUCAGCGUUUCUCAUUUGAUGCCCCGGGGUUUGGCUACCCUCGUGUGAAGGCAAACGCUCUUCUGCAAGCCCACUUUUCUCGGAAAUCUAUUGAGGGAGAUCUGGCCAGAGACCAGCAAGUGGUUCUUGUUUAUGCAAGCCAGUUGCUUGCAGCAAUGAUCGAGAUGUCAGAGGCACAGUUGAUGGACAUUACUCGGUUCUACUACCCAAAAAUAAAGGUGGAAUACGAGGUCCACUGUAAUGAAGUAAUUCCAGGGGAAACAGCCAAUCUGUCUGUGAUUUUGAAAAGAGAUGUAAAGGGAAAAGCUGCAGUGGGACUUCCAGAGACCCCUAGAUUCCCUAAAGGUAAGGAAGGAUGGUGGCUCCUUGUUGGCGACAAGAAAAACGACGAUCUAGUGGCCAUUGACUAUUGUCUGAUUGAGAGGGAGAAAAGGGUCGAACUGAAGUUCAUGGCUCCAAAGAAACUUGGGAAGAAGGCGUACAAAUUGUUCUUGGUGUCUGAUUCUUAUCUUGGCUGUGACCAGGAAGGACACAGUUUCUUUAUAAACGUCAAAGAAGAUGAUUAUUUCAGAUUAUUAGAUGAAUUGAGAGAAUAUGACGAUUACAUGGAAGGGGAAUACAUGGAAGGAGGGGUUCAAUUUUCAGAGUAUAUUCAGAAAAAUGUGACAUUGUACCAGUUCCACCAUGGCAUUUCGUUAGCUACAGCAGCUACUGCAAAUUUUACUAGAGGGAGUUUGCAACUGUCUUGUGCAAGGAGGCCAGGAGCAUGCCUGAAUGGACUUCAAGCAGCCACACUAUUCAUGGCAUCUCCAGUUGUGUACUUCAAACGUUGUAGCAAGUGUAGGUUUGAGUCUUGGGAUGAGGAGAGAAAGGUGGUGGUUAGUUGCAGCGUGGAGAAGGUAGAGAGUAGAGACAUAAGGAAGGAGAUGGAGGAGGUGAUGGUGGUGGCAACGUGGAGAAGGUGGAGGAAGAAGGAAGGUGAUGGAGGUGGCGCCGGUGGAGGAGGAAGGAGGGAGAUGGAGGCUGUUGGGGCAGCGUAG
Molecule: messenger RNA, 3774 nt
Organism: Oldenlandia corymbosa var. corymbosa
Lineage: Eukaryota; Viridiplantae; Streptophyta; Magnoliopsida; Gentianales; Rubiaceae
Source: the annotation of a GenBank genome assembly